GGUACAUUUACCAUUUUUUAUAACCAUUACAGAUUGGACAAGAAAUUUUCCAAUAUUCAUACCAAACUUUCUUUUCGGGUGAGAGUCCCACUCAACAUAGCCGCUAAUUGCGAGAGAGAACGGGUAAAAGGGCUGGUUUUCAUCUUAAUUCUCAACUGAAUGCGACUAUUGACCAAAAAAAUUACAGCAUGAAAAACAUAAGCUAAAGUAGAAAAUAACAGAAAAGGUUCCUUCCGGUCAUACUUCCACCCCUGCUUGAACUCUGUUGAUCUGUUCUUCCUUCACAAAUUACAGAAGAAUCCCUUUCCCCAAGAAACAAAAGUUAAAGGCCCCAAGAUUAGUCAAGGGAAGAACAGUCUUGCAUUAUCAGAUCUAAUGGUCAUUAGUGUAUGAGCCAUGAAGAAAAGUAGCCGCAGCAUUAUACCACUGAUCUUCCUUUCCGCAUUUCUCAUUCUCUUUGAUGUUUCCGCAUCAAGUGAUCGCCGCCGCCGGUUCGAUGAGGGACAGGCGGUUUCCUCCUACAACGGAGAUGCUCUCGCCGUGGAUCCAACCCUAAAAUUCGACAACGACAAUCACCGGUUGAAGAAUGCCUACAUCGCGCUUCAAGCUUGGAAAGAAGCCAUCAUUUCCGACCCGCAAAACAUAACCGGCAACUGGAUUGGAGCGGAUGUGUGCAACUAUACCGGUGUCUUCUGUUGGCCGGCUCCCGACGAUCCGUCGGAGAUGACGGUCGCCGGAAUCGAUAUCAACCAUGGCGAUGUUGCAGGAACGCUCCCCCACGAGUUAGGUCUGCUGUAUGACCUCACUCUGUUCCAUAUAAACUCCAACCGCUUCUGCGGGAAACUCCCCUGGAGUUUCUCAGAUUUGAAACUUCUCUUCGAGUUAGAUCUGAGUAACAACCGAUUUGCCGGGAAAUUCCCGGAGAUUGUCCUUCAAUUGCCGAAUUUGAAAUACCUAGACCUGAGAUUCAACGAGUUUGAGGGCACACUCCCGGAAGAGCUGUUCGAGAGGCGAUUCGAUGCCAUAUUCGUCAACAACAACAGAUUCGCCUCAGAGCUGCCUCCGAACCUGGGGAACUCCCCGGCUUCGGUGGUGGUGCUGGCGAACAACCGGUUCCGAGGCUGCGUGCCUCCCAGCCUCGGGAACAUGUCGGGGACCUUGAACGAAAUGGUGAUAUCUAACAAUGCUUUUCACUCGUGUUUGCCGGAUGAGAUCGGAGGGCUUAAGAACUUGGACGUGCUGGAUGUGAGCGAUAACGAGAUCACGGGGAGGUUACCGGAGAGUAUAGGCGGGAUGGAGAGAUUGAAGGAGCUGAAUGUAGCGCAUAACCUGUUCUAUGGGGAGAUUCCUGAUGGUAUAUGCUCGCUUGAUGGGCUGGUGAGGUUUGAUUAUGAGUAUAACUUUUUCACGAGGGAGGCUUCAGCUUGUCUCAAUUUGCCGGCUUAUGAUGACAGGCAGAACUGUUUGGGCAGAGACAGGGAGGAUCAGAGGCCUGAGUUGGAAUGUAAGAGGUUCUUGUCUACCACAUCCACACUCAAUUGUAGUAGUUUCAAGUGUUUAGCCUCACCGAAACCGCCUUUGUCUCCUCCACCAUCACCGCUGCCGCCACAUUGGCCUUCACCUCCUCCUCCUCCACCACCAGCAUCACCACAGGCUCCUUCACCGCGCCCACAACCAGCACCAUUAUCUCCACCACCUCCGCCUUCAUCCCCUCCUCCACCAUCACCCCAAGUUCCUUCUAGACCACCACAACCCGCGCCUGUAUUCCCAUGUCCACCGCAUACAGAACCUCCACCGCCAUUGCCUUCAUCUCCUCCUCCACCAGAAUCACCACAAGCUCCUUCACUGCCCCCUCUACCACCACCGCAAACGAAUCCUCCUCCACCACCACAACUGCCUCCAUCUCCUCCACCACCACCAGCACCUCUUGCAUUUACACCUCCACCUCCACCACCGAGUCAUUGCAAUUGCAGCAUGACAACACCUCCCCCUCCUCAGGGAAACUCACCUCCACCACCGCCUACCACUAGCCCACCCCCAGCUUCUCCUCCACCGUGUUCAGAACAAGCACCACCACCACCACCUCUAUAUUUUCCAUCUCCACCCUCUUCAAGCUAAUCACAGCAGAAAAGAAAAGCUACACUUGAGUUGACAAAGACACCAACUCCUUAGCAUGCAUCACUUGUGUCAUCUUCAUCUUAGCUGGCUACCAUUUCAAUUCAUGAUGUGCCACAGUAAUAACUGAAUUUUCAUAAUUCAGAUUCUGGCAAAUCGAAAUUCAUCAAAAAAGAAGGGAAAAGUGAACCAUCAUUCAUCAAUGCACGUGCUGCGGGAUGUUGACUUUUGUGUUUUCAACGAUAUCUCAUUGUUGAUCAACAUAUAUACAGCAUUUACUUUUCUUUGUUAUCCAACUUUUGUGUAACACACGUACAGAAUGAUGGAUAUAGUGACGUGGUAGAGACGCCAUUCCAGAACACAGCAUUUACUUUUCUUUGUUAACAACUUUGUACUACCUAGCCCAUAUAGGUCGCUAUCAUUCAUUCAUUCUUUUAUAAUGAUUGUGAUUGCUUUUGUGUUUAA
Messenger RNA from Cuscuta epithymum, 2580 nucleotides. Lineage: Eukaryota; Viridiplantae; Streptophyta; Magnoliopsida; Solanales; Convolvulaceae. The record is from the annotation of a GenBank genome assembly.